This is a messenger RNA of Dermacentor albipictus, 2098 nucleotides long. Its product is annotated as Na(+)/citrate cotransporter-like. Gene Ontology annotation, biological process: citrate transport; transmembrane transport. The record is from RefSeq and is a predicted model, not a curated record. NCBI's taxonomy places the organism in Eukaryota, Metazoa, Arthropoda, Arachnida, Ixodida, Ixodidae. Gene Ontology annotation, molecular function: citrate transmembrane transporter activity; succinate transmembrane transporter activity. Gene Ontology annotation, cellular component: membrane.
GAAAAGGUUGCGAGAGAAGAAGAAGCUACAUCGUCUUCGCAGUUGGAACGCAGGAUCCGAGAGUAUAAACCGAGCACCUGUCCGCGUCUCCCCACUUGGGAACUGCGCCGGUGAUUCCUCCUCCGAUGGAUGCUUCGGCGUUCAGCAAAGGUGUUGACAGAGAAGGCGACGUCGUCAGCGAGAGAGGAAGGGUGGGCAGGGCAACCUCGCUGCCGGAGCACGCCAGGUCCCCAAAGAACAAGCGCUCCAUUCUGCACAGCCGCUUCCACAUCAAGCUAAUCGCCACCUACCUGACGCCCAUACUGCUGCUGCCGCUCUUCGUCUUCCACAAUACCCCGAAGACGCGCUGCGCCUACGUGAUGGUGUUGGUGUUCAUCAACUGGGUGACGAGGACCCUGCCGCUAGGCGUCACGGCUCUCAUGCCCCUGCUCUACCUUCCCGCGCUGCGCAUAAUCAGCUACGACCAAGUCGUCGGCAUGUACAUGAACAACACAGUUCUCCUGACGUUGGCGGCCAUCAUGAUGUCGAUCGCGAUCGAGACGACCAACCUACACACGCGCAUCGCGCUCUGGGUGCUGCUGCGGUGCGGCCAGUCGUUGCGCAAUAUCAUGGCCGGCUACACCGUGGCCACGUUCCUCAUCACGCUGCUACUCAAAAACAGCGCCACGCUGGACAUCAUGGUGCCCGUCGUGGACGCCACGGUGCACGAGAUACACUACAUCUACAUGAAGGACAUGUACACGCAGCGCGUCGGAAAAGACGCCAAGAGGAGGCCGUCCAUCCCCUACAUUGCCAGUGCUCUCAACUUGGACGAUAUUCAGAUGCGGCGUAUAACAACGAGGUUCAUAAAAAUCCGCAAGGUGCUCCUGAUCACGGUCGCUUACACGGCUAGCCUCGGCUCCGUGGGCACUCUCAGCGGCACCAUCACAAACUACGUCACCAAAAUGAUCGUCACGUCGCGAUUCCCCAAGGUAGACUCGGUCACGUUCCUGUCCUGGAUGACCGCUUUCCUCCCGGUUGCCUUCUUCGAAGUUUUCAUGGCGUUCAUCGUGUUGUACUUCAUGCACAUGCGACGACUCGCGACAGACUUCCGCAAGGGAGCGAUUCAUGACGCCUUCCUGGUAAAGUACAGGAGCCUUGGCAAUGUCACCGCCGCGGAGAAGGUCGUCAUGGUCGUGCUGGCCGUGGUGUUCUUCCUCUGGUCGACCAGGAAGGCCGUCUUCUUCAAGGGCUGGGAGAAAUGGUCGCAUAUGAGCGCGGUGGACGACACGUCGGUGGCAUUCAUGGCGGUGGCGGUGCUGUUCGCGGUGCCCAUGUCCUGCGACAACCUGGAGAAGCGCAUCCUCUCGUGGAGCGUGGUUAAGCACAAGAUGGCCUGGGGCAUGCUGCUCACCUUCGGCGGCGGGCUCGCCCUCGGUGUAGCCAGCGAGGUCACGCAGCUCUCUUCCGAGUUCGUGGUUCUGAUCGAGAGUCUGAACAUCCGGACACCGCUACAAAUGCAGGUUCUCAUCUCCCUUAGCGCCGCCUUGCUCACCGAGUUCACACCCAACGACGCAGCCGCGACCAUGCUGCUGCCCGUCGUCAUUUCCUUGGCCUGCAAACUCAAGUUGAACCCGUUGUACCUGGUGUUCCCGGUGUGCCUGUCGGUGACGCAGGCGUGCAUCUUUCCGGCUUCCUCCUCGGUCAUCGCCAUCAUCUGCGACGAGGGACACGUGAACACUAAGGACUUGCUGAUACCGGGCAUCAUCGUCAAGUUCUGCUGCCAGAUCGUGAACCUUGCCUUGAUCAACACGCUGGGCGAAUACAUCUUCAACCUGAACUCGUUUCCUGCGUGGGCGUACGCCUGCUUCAGCAGUGCGCCCGCCAUCGACGCCACCCCUUACUGAUGGGCGCACAAGUGCUAAACCGUUCAGUGGCAAGAAACAAUCGGUGCAUCACUUGUGCAGUCUUUCGUCAGGUUGUCUGCGACAUCUUCCUCGCAGCCGUCGCUGAAACUUUGCUUUUUGUUUUCUCGCUCUGCACGAGACGACGUCUCGCAGUUUGCUAACGCGAAACGGGCUCCUAUGACGCACAAAAUCUCCAAUAAAUUGAACGCGCG